Messenger RNA from Acaulospora colombiana, 2388 nucleotides. The record is from the annotation of a GenBank genome assembly. NCBI's taxonomy places the organism in Eukaryota, Fungi, Glomeromycota, Glomeromycetes, Diversisporales, Acaulosporaceae.
AUGCCGCGUCGAGGAUACAUCGAAGAUGAUCUCGAUUCUUCCAAUGAGAGCGAGGGAGAACCGUUUACUAUUUCAAACACUCUUUUAGCAGAAGAAGCAGAAUUAUUUGAAAAUCCUACAUAUCACCGAAAGCGUCGCAAAAUUACCAAGGAAGAAGCAUAUCUUGGAAUUUGGGCCGAAGAUGAAGAAGACAUAGGAACAUACGAAAAAAAGAGUGAUGUGCAAUUUGUAUCAUCAUCAUCGAAACCAGUAUCCGAGAAAGCGAAAGAGGAACCUUUAAGUGAAGACACUGACAAAGAUAGUUCUGAUAAUUUGAGCGAAAUCAAUGAUUCUAGACCCGGAGGUCAAGGGCUUGGAUUCGGUUCGCCAAAAAUAGACGUUGAGGAUGAAAGUUUAGGUACAGGUUUGGGCUACGGGAGAAAUUCAGAAUCUACGAUACUUGACGAGAUGCUUGAUAUGCAGUUUAGUUCAACAAAAAAUAAACGAAAAACUUGGACCAAUUCACGGCAAAGUGCGAGCUCGCAAGAAACACUGAAGCAAUCGCGCAGUGUUGACAAAAAUUUUGGAAAAUUUGAACAACAUACUAGAGGAAUUGGUCUUAAACUCAUGCAGAAAAUGGGGUACAAAUUAGGCGAGGGUCUUGGAGUAGAUAAUAAAGGUAUUGUGAACCCUAUAGAGACAAAAAUACGACCCUCCAAGAUGGGAUUGGCAUAUCGUGGAUUUGGAGAAAAGACAGAACAAUCAAAAAAUGAGGGCAAAAAUAUCGUUGAAAAGGAUCACUAUGAAAAAGUUCAAAAAGAAAAGAAGAAUGCCUGGAAGAAAACUACAAAACCCAAAAAGUCUAAAACUGAAUAUAAAACUGUGGAUGAGAUAAUGAGCGAAACGGCCCUUGAUACUCCAGUGCAGCCGAUGAAAAUUAUAGAUAUGACUGGUCCGCAGGCUCGUGAACUUUCUUCUGCAAGCCAAAUUACAUCUCAUUCAAUACUAGAUGAUUCUUCGCGCUUUCCAGAACUCCGUCAUAAUCUUCGUUUGAUAGUAGAUAUGUCAAAGUCGGAUUUGGAACACUUUACAAGGGAACGUAGAAUUCAAAAUGAACGAAAAAAAUCUCUCGAGCAGGAAAUUGUAAGAUUUUCUACGUUGGUGGAAAAAGAGACCACAAGUAUAAGCCGACUCGGAGAAAUUAUGGCUAUUAUUAAGGACUGCAACGAGCUGCUCACAGUCUCUCUAUCUUCUGAAUCUCCCGAGCUGCGCAUAUUUUCGGACCUUUUUAGGAAGUUGCAAACUGAAUAUUUAGAUGACGAAUUGACGAUGACCCCAUAUGAGAAUAUGAUGUAUAAUGUUUGGCUUCCGAAAGUUAGAUCAGCUAUAAACAACUCAUGGAAUGCGCGAGAUUUUGAUUCAGCAAUCCGUCUGCUCGAAGAUUGGCACUCAUUACUUCCAGUUUUUAUUCGCGAGAAUAUAAUUAAUCAACUAAUAAUGCCAAAAUUGACAUACGAAAUCGAUAUGUGGAAUCCGAAAACAGACACCGGAAUGAUACAUCAAUGGUUACAUCCCUGGCUACCCCUGUUAGGAGAGAGGAUGGAUCCGUUAUAUGUCACCGUACGUCAGAAAUUCGGUCUUAUUUUACAGAAUUGGGAUCCCACAGAUCCUCGUGCGUUAGCCAUUUUGAAACCCUGGAAAAAUGUUCUCCAGCCAAUAGACAUGCAAUCACUUCUUGCUAAAUCCAUCCUACCUAAACUAUCCGAGCUGAUACGCUCGAGGUUCCAAAUUAAUCCUAGAAAACAAGAGUUAGGUCUUUUCAAUUGCGUUAUGAAAUGGCAACACAUGUUUGCUUCCAACGUGUUUAAUAAACUUUUCGAGUCAGAGUUUUUCCCAAAGUGGUUGGAUGUCCUUUAUACAUGGUUGAAAAAUAACCCUAAAUAUGAUGAGAUAAGACAAUGGUAUAUGUUUUGGAAAUCGAUGUUCCCUCCUGAUAUGCGUACCGAACAAGUCAUUGAAGCUCAAUUUGCAAAAGGGUUAUCCUUAAUAGAAGAAAGCAUUUCAUUAGGAAAAGAAUCGACUAGCAGAUUAUCUCACCCAUCGAGACAACAAAGCCCAACUAUCGAACCAUCUCAAUCUUCCUCUACAAAGACCACUCGUACAUUUGAUAGUGAAGAGAUCACCUUCUUUGAGAUAGUUGAAGAAUUUGCUCAAGAAAACAAUCUUUUGUUUUUACUUACUAACAAAACUCAUAAACUUUCGGGAAAACCUAUUUAUCGUAUGGGAGGUACCCCCGAAGGUGCUGGCGGAGUUACUAUGUAUUUGCAAGAUGACGUUAUGUUUGUUAAAAGUGGGCAGGAUUGGCUGCCGAUGGGUUUUGAUGAAAUUUUGGAUAUGUGUCUCACUUGA